Molecule: messenger RNA, 1185 nt
Organism: Symbiodinium sp. CCMP2456
Lineage: Eukaryota; Dinophyceae; Suessiales; Symbiodiniaceae
Source: the annotation of a GenBank genome assembly
AUGUCCAAGGGAGAAGAAGAGAAGAAGUUCCACCCAGAGGAGAUCUCCUCCAUGGUUCUCCUGAAGAUGAAGGAGACGGCGGAGGCCUACCUCGGCACGAAGCUCAACGAUGCUGUGGUUACGGUCCCGGCGUACUUCAACGACUCGCAGCGUCAGGCCACCAAGGAUGCGGGCACCAUCUCAGGAAUGAAUGUGCUUCGUAUCAUCAACGAGCCCACUGCAGCAGCCAUUGCAUAUGGCCUGGACAAGAAGGGCUCCGGCGAAAGGAACGUCCUCAUCUACGCCACUGCCGGCGACACCCACCUGGGCGGUGAGGACUUCGACAACCGCGUAGUGGACUUCUGCAUCCAGGACAUGGCUGGCAACCAGCGCGCUAUCCGACGUCUGCGGACGCAGUGCGAGCGGGCCAAGCGCACGCUGUCUUCCUCCACGCAGGCCACCAUCGAGAUCGACUCCCUCUUCGAAGGUAUCGACUACUCCUGCUCUUUGUCCCGUGCUCGUUUCGAGGAGUUGUGCAUGGACUACUUCCGCAACUCCAUGGGUCCGGUGGAGAAGUGCCUGAAGGAUUCUGGCAUCGACAAGAAGAGUGUGCACGAUGUGGUGCUGGUCGGUGGCUCCACGCGCAUCCCCAAGGUGCAGUCCAUGAUUCAAGAGUUCUUCAACGGCAAGGAGCCGAACAGGUCCAUUAACCCUGAUGAGGCCGUGGCCUACGGUGCCGCUGUGCAGGCUGCCAUUCUGACGGGCGAGGGUUCGUCCCAGGUGCAGGACCUUCUGCUUUUGGAUGUGACGCCUUUGUCCAUGGGUCUGGAGACCGCCGGCGGCGUCAUGACCAAGCUCAUCGAGCGAAACACAACAAUUCCAACGAAAAAGGUGACCUACGACAUCGAUGCCAACGGCAUUCUGAACGUCAGCGCCUCGGACAAGUCCACUGGCAAGUCCAAUCAGAUUACCAUCACCAACGAGAAGGGUCGCUUGUCGCAGUCCGAGAUCGACCGCAUGGUGCAGGAAGCAGACGAGUUCGAAGCCAAGCAGAAGGAGCUCGAGGGCAUCGUGAACCCCAUCAUGAUGAAGGUCUACCAGGCGGCUGGCGGUGGCGGCAUGCCCGAGGGUGGCAUGCCCGGUGGCGGCAUGGGUGGUGCCCCUGGCGGCGGCGCCAGCGGCCCGACCGUUGAGGAGGUUGACUAG